Molecule: messenger RNA, 2822 nt
Organism: Mus caroli (Ryukyu mouse)
Lineage: Eukaryota; Metazoa; Chordata; Mammalia; Rodentia; Muridae
Gene: Cmklr1
Product: chemerin chemokine-like receptor 1
Biological process (GO): complement receptor mediated signaling pathway; inflammatory response; phospholipase C-activating G protein-coupled receptor signaling pathway
Cellular component (GO): plasma membrane
Molecular function (GO): G protein-coupled receptor activity; complement receptor activity
Source: RefSeq, a predicted model, not a curated record
CUGAGUUCUAUCCGUGUCCCCACACAGAACACAGGACAGAGCGAGGCUUUUAGGAUGUUGCGCUCCGCGGGGCUCAGACGAAAUCUUCUGUGAAUGGAAGAAAUGCUUCCAAGCAAACAGCCACUACCAGAACAACUGUGUGACCAGGAGAAAGAGGCCAGAGUGCGAGUUCUCAAACCCUGAAGUCGCAGGAGCCCGAGGGGGACAUUGGAGAGAAGGUAUUUCCAGUCUCUCUAAGUGACAGACCAGCCAAGGACCAGGACUAGAGUUCUGUUCUACAACAGUGAACAGUGAAGGUCUCCAAAGAGAUGGAGUACGACGCUUACAACGACUCCGGCAUCUAUGAUGACGAGUACUCUGAUGGCUUUGACUACUUUGUGGACUUGGAGGAGGCGAGUCUGUGGGAGGCCAAGGUGGCCCCGGUCUUCCUGGUGGUGAUCUACAGCUUGGUGUGCUUCCUCGGUCUCCUAGGCAACGGCCUGGUGAUUGUCAUCGCCACCUUCAAGAUGAAGAAGACCGUGAACACCGUGUGGUUUGUCAACCUGGCUGUGGCCGACUUCCUGUUCAACAUCUUCUUGCCGAUGCACAUCACCUACGCAGCCAUGGACUACCACUGGGUGUUUGGGAAGGCCAUGUGCAAGAUCAGCAACUUCUUGCUCAGCCACAACAUGUACACCAGCGUCUUCCUGCUGACCGUCAUCAGCUUUGACCGCUGCAUCUCCGUGCUGCUCCCUGUCUGGUCCCAGAACCACCGCAGCAUCCGCCUGGCCUACAUGACCUGCGCGGCCGUCUGGGUCCUGGCUUUCUUCUUGAGCUCCCCAUCCCUCGUCUUCCGGGACACUGCCGACAUGCACGGGAAGAUAACCUGCUUCAACAACUUCAGCUUGGCUGCAGCUGAGUCCUCCCUACAUCCCGCCCACUCGCAAGUAGUUUCCACAGGGUACAGCAGACAUGUGGCGGUCACCGUCACCCGCUUCCUUUGCGGCUUCCUGAUCCCCGUCUUCAUCAUCACAGCCUGCUACCUCACCAUCGUCGUCAAGCUGCAGCGCAACCGCCUGGCCAAGAACAAGAAGCCCUUCAAGAUCAUCAUCACCAUCAUCAUCACCUUCUUCCUCUGCUGGUGCCCCUACCACACCCUCUACCUGCUGGAGCUCCACCACACAGCUGUGCCGAGCUCUGUCUUCAGCCUGGGGCUGCCCCUGGCCACGGCCGUCGCCAUCGCCAACAGCUGCAUGAACCCCAUUCUGUACGUCUUCAUGGGCCACGACUUCAGAAAAUUCAAGGUGGCCCUCUUCUCCCGCCUGGCCAACGCCCUGAGUGAGGAUACAGGCCCCUCCUCCUACCCCAGUCACAGGAGCUUCACCAAGAUGUCGUCUUUGAAUGAGAAGGCUUCGGUGAAUGAGAAGGAGACCAGUACCCUCUGAACCUCACCUGGGAAUGUCCCCCAAGGGCGCCAUGGCCCAGGGACGCCUAGGGACUUGUCUCCGGAAGUGGGAGACAUGCCGGGAGUCUUUGGGAAUGCUCCAGUACCCACUGAAUUUUGCACAAGGUGGCUCAUGUUUUAAGUGGGGUUCCCAAGUGUGGACACUCUUCCAGUAAAAUGGCAGGCAAGCAACCUGAGCCUCCACAACAGGAGUAGCGGACCGACUGUGACUGACUCAGAAGAGGGAGCAUCUCUGAAGCCAAGACCUGAGCCGUGACCAACAUACAGGCCAACAUACACGAUUUCACAGUGCGUGCCCUGAACAUGCUGUGCCGUCUCCGGCAUGGGUGAGGAAGUUACCGCAAACUCAUUGCAGACCUGUUAUGGCAACAUGACAGUCAAACCAACAAAGUCCACCACGUCCCCAACAUCCUCCAAGACCUUGACUUUGGAUUUCAGAAGAACGGGGAGGACCAGGACCUGAGGGGCUUCAUGGAACUUUGCAAGGGCAACACAGGGUCCUGUGUGUGUGUGUGUGUGGUGAAGAGGUGGAGACAGAGAGCAGAGAAUCCCAAAGGAUGUGGGUAGAGGAUAUCUCACACCAUCAUGCCAUGGGGAGACAGAGCUAUAGCGGUGGUUGCUUCGGGGUUCCGGUGGUGGCAGCUCUUUGCUUCAGUGUGUAUACUCACUUAGCACUGAACCCUGAGGCUGGGUGGAGGCCUCUUCACAGAAGCCUCCAUCCCAUCCCAUCCCAUCCCAUCCCAUCCCAUCCCAUCCCAUCCCAUCCCAUCCCAGGGUCUCUCCUCCCCUAAUCCCCUCAAUGAUGGCCGGAAGAAAGGCUUAGAAUGUCCGGGAGACUGGUCUAGAAUGGAGUUUUGGGACUCCAUCUUCAGAGUGUCUUCCCAAGGCUGUCUGGUGGCUUGUCUGGGCAGCUGACCAGCUUGAAUCCUCCUUGAAUGCAUUAACAGCCCCGUGGGUAGCCCAGGAUCAGGCUUUCCUCCCCUGGCAGGAAAAUGGCUCACUCAACCCCCCCCCCCCCCCCACUGUUCAUCAGUAGCAAAAGACCAGAGCCCGGCUCCGCCUGGCUUGACAUCAUUCCCUCACGGAGGAGGGGCGGUGUGCACUUCUUUAGCGUGUCCCAUGCAUGUUAAGUAUUUCACACGCACCUUCUCACUUAUUCUUCACAGAAACCUCUAUCUAUGUAUGAGGAAAAGCAGAGGCUCAGAGAGGUUAAGCAACUGGCCCAAGGGGACCCAGUUAGAUGUUGGUAGAGACUGGAUUUGAACUCCAGUGGGCCUGGCUCGAAGGAAGAUGAAGAAUCUGGGGGAACUAAUAGGUUGGGGUUUUAGCCAUAAAUGCUGUUUUGUUUUGUUUUUUCCAUGUAAACAUCUUAAUGGUC